UUGAACGAACAAAGUCAAAAUUGCAGCGCAAGCAGUUAAUAACUAACAGGAUUUUAUAAAUUUUAAGUUAAGAUAAUUCAUUCAUGAUGAAGUUUGUAUUACUUUUUUUCUUAGUUAGUGGUUUUGUAGCAUCAAGGGCUCAACUGAGUCUAGGCUUAGGUCUUGGGCUGGGCAUUGGACGUGCAGGGCCGCCGCCACCAGAGUUUUUCCAGAAUGUCGUCUUAAACGCUGAAGCGCAGAAGCUUCGCACAACGCCCGGGGAACUUCCAGCAGAUUUGCAACAACGUGUGCAGGACACUUUGGGCAACGCUGAAUUGGGAUUCAAUAGCUGCAGUACGGUUUCAACUCUUCCUUGGUUUCAAAUGCGGUGUGUUGCUUUACAGCUGUCCAAAUCCAAAGCCGAGUUGAAAGCCAUUGACGACGAAGCUAAGGUUCGCGCACAGGCUGCAACGUCCGAGGCAUCAGGACAAACAGCAGCAGACGCAACAAACUCCUAAAAAAGUGAUAUAUGUUUAUGCAUUAGAACAAUAUAUUCGUUUUUUCCAGCACAAUUACGAAACAACUGUAUUUGUUAUUGUUUAA
This is a messenger RNA of Rhagoletis zephyria (snowberry fruit fly), 582 nucleotides long. RefSeq lists its product as uncharacterized. The record is from RefSeq and is a predicted model, not a curated record. Lineage: Eukaryota; Metazoa; Arthropoda; Insecta; Diptera; Tephritidae.